GCAGCGCUUCUCCCAGCAGCGAGGGAAGGCCGGAGCGAGGAAGCCGCGCGGCUCAGCGUGUGCAAGCCGCAGCCUCGGGGGCAGCGCGGGGUCCGCGCUGGGCGCUUCGCCGCUUUUGUUCCAAACCACACCGACACCGCUUUGAAAAAACGCCCGCCCCCUGCGCGUUGCUCCGUUCGCAAUUCGACUCCCCAAAGUACGUCGCGUAGGCUGCGCGCAGUUUACAUCGGAACCCCCGCCUCGCCGCUCGCAAAGGGAGCAAGAGCGGCGCAAGGAUUCUGUCGAUCAUCAUGAUUAAGUCAAUCUGGAGCUUUUGGGUCAUCUCUGUUGUUGGAGCCGCAAGUCUUUCUGCACGACAGCUCAGUCCGUUUUGUGAUGCCUCUCAUUUCUGCAACUAUUCUUCAAUGGCUUUAGAUGAAAUUCCUUCUGGUCUAACAGCUGAUAUCACAGGACUCAACCUGGCCUCCAACUCUAUAGAACAAAUUAACCAGAUGGACCUGAAGUUUGCUGUCAAUCUCCGAAUACUUCUGCUCCAUUCUAAUCGAAUCCGGAUAAUUGAUGACGAUGCCUUUCGCUUCCUUGUAAAGCUGGAGCACUUGGAUUUAUCAAAGAACAGUCUGACUCGCUUGUCUCCUUCUUGGUUCAGAUACCUUUCUUCCUUACGGCAGUUAAACAUAAAAGGUAACAUGUACUCUGAUUUAGGGGCAAGGCCUCUCUUUUCAGAUCUGCAAAAACUGAGGUUUCUCUACUUUGGAAAUAACGAGUACUUCUCUACUCUACGGAAACAAGACUUAGAAGGAAUUUCAGUUCUUGAAAAACUGGAAGUUGAGGCACGGAACCUUGAACAAUAUGAGCAAGGAAGUCUAAAAUCAAUCAAGCACAUAGAUCACAUUAUUUUAAAUGUCCACCCCCCUGCCACAUUAAUUCUGAUCAUAGAUGACAUUACAACUUCUGUGGUGUGUUUUGAACUAAGAAACCUACGGUCUCUGAACAAUUCAUACGUGUACCGGUUUUAUCCAUCCGAUUCUGUGAUUGUGCAGAAAGUUAUUCUUAGAAAUGUUGUUCUCUCAGACUUUUCUGUUGGUCAGAUUGCCCCCAUCUUUGCAGAUUUGAACCAACUUCAUGAGAUAGAAGUGGUGGAUAGCAUGUUUAAUGGAAUUGGGAACAUGCAUGUGCGUGGAUUGAGCUCUGUGGGACACCUAGAAGUAGUAACAAUCCGAAAUUUAACAAUUGAUUUGUUUUAUUCAUUUACAGAUCUUUCUAGUGUAAUACAUCUUGUAGAUAAAAUUGUCAGACUUACAGUUGAAAAUGCAAAAGUGUAUCUGAUGCCCUGCUCACUUUCAAAAGCAUUUAAAUCUCUGGAAUAUCUGGAUUUAAGUGUCAAUCUACUACAAGACUUAACUAUUCAAUCCUCCUUUUGCAAACUAAGAACUCCUUUUGCAAAUGCCUUUCCUAAACUAAGAACUUUAAAUGUUAGUCAAAAUGCUUUGUCUGAUUUAGGUUCCAUAGUAACAAGUGUAGCUCAUCUAGUGAAUUUCACAAGCUUGGAUGUAAGCCGAAACAACUUUGGUCGGAUGCCGGAAUCAUGUUCAUGGCCCCAAAGUUUGAAAUUUUUAAACAUCUCUGGCUGUAAAAUAAUCAGGCUUACAACAUGUAUCCCUCAAAGUCUGGACGUACUGGAUGUUAGUAAUAAUAACCUCAAUGACUUUAGACUGAGCUUGCCACAGCUCCGGGAGCUUUACAUCACGAAGAACAAAUUAACGACCCUGCCAGAUGCUGCCUUCAUCUCCAGUGUUAGACUCAUAGAGGUUCGAGAAAACAAACUGAUGGAUUUUUCUAAGGAGCAACUAGGAAAAUUUGCAGAACUGGAGACGCUGGAUGCAUGUGGCAAAAGUUUCAGCUGCUCAUGUCAAUUUCUCUCCUUUGUUGAGUAUGGAGAAGGAAUAUCUAAGAUCUUGGUUGGUUGGCCUGAAAACUACAUCUGUGAUUUGCCAUCCACUGUAAGGGGGAAGCAGGUCCAUGUUGUCCAGUUACCACUAACUGAAUGUCACAGGACAUUGGUGGUGUCCCUAAUCUGUAUUUUGAUGCUGGCGAUGAUCCUGGUGGUGGCAGUUCUUUGCUACAAGCUUCAUGCCAUCUGGUAUAUGAAAAUGACCUGGGCCUGGCUUCAAGCAAAACGCAAGCCUCAACAGGGCCGCAGUAAUGAAAUUUGCUAUGACGCUUUUGUUUCCUACAGUGAGCAGGACUCUGAAUGGGUGGAGAAUAUAAUGGUGGAGGAGCUGGAGCAUGCUAAUCCCCCAUUUAAACUCUGCCUUCAUAAAAGGGAUUUUAUGCCUGGCAAAUGGAUUGUGGACAACAUUAUUGACUCCAUUGAGAAAAGCUAUAAAACUCUGUUUGUGCUCUCCGAGCACUUUGUCCAGAGCGAAUGGUGCAAGUAUGAACUGGAUUUCUCACAUUUCCGGCUUUUUGAUGAGAAUAAUGAUGCUGUGAUUUUGAUCCUUCUGGAGCCCAUUCCAGAGCAAACCAUUCCCAAAAGAUUUUGUAAGCUCAGGAAACUAAUGAAUACCAAAACCUACCUUGAAUGGCCAAGGGAUGACAGACAACAGCAAAUAUUUUGGUUUAAUUUGCGAACGGCGCUAAAGGCAUAGGAGGAAUGUGGGGUACUUGAUAAAUUCAAUCACAGAGUCCUGUACAUUGCUGUACGUUCACCUCUGCUGUAAAAUAUACAGCAGAAAUAAGCAACUGGUAGUUGAGGGACUGGUCUUGUCUCCAUGUCCCACUGCUGUAAUGGCCACAGAGACCAACUCUCACCUCCCUCUUCUUACACUCUUUGACUGCUUUCUUCUGGAACAAGAUACAAAGUCUGCCUGCCAGCAGCAACAGAGGUUAUGUAUGUGCAUGUUCUUCUCUCCUGUGCUUCAGCAGUUUUUUUGUAUAAGAGAUCAAACACAUGCAAAUGGGAGUGAGCAGCUGAGGCACAUAAAGUGUGGGAUGCUCUCUCUGUGUGUGUGAGAGGGAGGUGUCCAUGUUGAUGGUGCCCUGGCUCUGUUCAAAACAGAGCACAUUACAAGCUAUUUGAUGCCCCCCAAUAUCUACAGUAUUAUAAACAAUUUUUGUGUCUUAUUUUGGCAAUUGAUUAACAAAAUACUAUUUUUCAUAGUAUUGUCUUUUAGUGUAUGUUUCUGAAUGGUGAUCCUGAUCCAUUUGUUCCACUGAACAAGCGAAGGCAUGAUACGGAUGUAUGGACAUGUGGUGCAAGUGGGAACUACCCAUUUUCUUCCGUAUUUAGGAAUGUGCAUUGCUCACUGUUCUAGGGAAUGUAGCAGGUUGAGGUCGCGCCGGUUUCUCCACGUACAGAUGAAGGCAAUGGCCAGAAUGCGGUUUCAGUUUUACUGUAUAUUACUGUCACAAUGUCUAGUACAAUCACAUCUCACUGCAUAAAUGAUAUUUGCACUUGCAAAAGUCUGUUUUCAGU
This is a messenger RNA of Eublepharis macularius, 3475 nucleotides long. RefSeq names its product toll like receptor 2 (gene TLR2). Gene Ontology annotation, biological process: immune response; toll-like receptor signaling pathway; inflammatory response. NCBI's taxonomy places the organism in Eukaryota, Metazoa, Chordata, Lepidosauria, Squamata, Eublepharidae. Bases 291 to 2648 code for a protein of 785 amino acids. Gene Ontology annotation, molecular function: triacyl lipopeptide binding; protein binding; transmembrane signaling receptor activity. The record is from RefSeq and is a predicted model, not a curated record. The transcript is spliced from 3 exons. Gene Ontology annotation, cellular component: membrane.